UCCGUGGGGGCACAGGGCCCGGGGGGACACCGCGACAGGCCUGAGGUGGCCGGGCCCGAGCUCUCCGCCUCGGCAGUGGGCGGUCGGUGUGGGAGGGGGUGAUGGACUUAAAGGUUUUUCCCGUUUAUUCAGGCUGGGUGGGGGUAUUUCUGCUCCUAAGCGUGUUUUGAGGAAGGCGUGCCCUCCUCAGAAGUCCUGAGUUUGGCGUGGUGGUGUUUACUGCGUGUCUCACUGAAGGGCUCGUUAAAUAUCGGAGUUUUACGUGCUUCCCGAUGGAGGUAGGAGCAGGUGUCAGAAGGUACGAAACCAGAAAUAAGACGGCAGGAACGGAACUGUCAGCCAAAUCCCGCGUGGACUGGAGACGCACUAAAAGGGAGCUCAUACUGUUUGACAGCGAUGACGAAUCCUCGUUUGCCUCAGAGGAGGAAGAGUCCACUGAAUCCACCGUGUCAGAAGACGGAUUGGGUGAAAAAGAUGAAACUGUUCUGAAGAAUGGCUUUGCGGAUCAGGAAGAGAAAAUCCACAGUGGGGAAAUAACAGAUGAUGAAUGCGUUGUGCCUGGGAAGCGUAAGAGGUUGAACAGCUCGGUACUGCACGACAGUGAUGAAAGCGAGGACAGUGAUAUCCUUGUUAGGAAAGUUUUUGCCAAACGCCAUUGUAUAAUUAACGAAGAUGAGAGUUCCCAAGAACAGCAGCCUGAUAAAACCUGCCCUACAGAAAAUGUUUCUACUAAUAGGAAACAGAAUGUAUUGGCAAAAUUGAAAGGUCUUGCAAGACAAAGAGCAUCUCGGACAUCCUGUAGGAGUGAAAAUUGUGAGGAUACCAAUAGUGAAACAGAAAUAGAAGAGGAACCAUUCUGUUACCUCACACCAACAGAAGAAAGUGAAACUGACAGUGAUAGCAUGAAAGACUUUAUAGUUAAUGAUGAGGAAGAAGAAGGUGGUGAUGACGACACAGAGCAAGUAAAGAGUGAAAAAAAGCAACAAAAAGAACUAAAUACAUCAAAUAGCGAAUUGCUGGCAUACUACAUCCCACAUUUAUCUCGCUGUAGUCCUUAUGUACACUUCCAAAGAAUAGUAAAGGCUUUUCUCAUAAAUGCAAUUGAUGACACUUUCCUGAAGUCAUUGUAUGAUGGAACAAGGCAAAAGAAGUAUGCACAAGAUAUGUUGCUCUCCCUUCAUUAUUUGGAUGACCGUUUCAUUCAGCCUCGUCUUGACAACUUAAUCUCCAGAAGUCGCUGGAAAGAUCGGUACAAGGAGCGUGUUGAUUGUUACCCAAAUGUUCGCAUCAUCUUGAAAAAUCCAACAAAUAAGUUUUGUCAGGCCUGUGGAUUGAAUCGGUAUUGUAAGUUCAAUGUGCUACUAUCUGGAAAGCUUUAUAAUAGCAGAACCUUGGAAGCAGAUGACUUCAUGUCGGAUGACAAACAGGUUUUGAAGGUUGGUGUAGUGUGUGCAGAUCGUACAAGAGUUUACCAUAAUUUGAAGCACUUCAAAUACAAGUUGUAUGUGGAUUGCAGCUCCAUUACCAAGUUGGAUGGUGUUGAGGAUGAAUCAGUUAAAGACACAGUCGAACGGCUUUUCAGUCACCUGGAAGACACUGGGUGGAUUCAGAAGAAAUACAAUGAUCUUGAAAACUACAUGAAUGAUGCAGACAAUUUCCAAGACGAAAAAAUGGAUUAAGUGGUCAUAUAGUUCUUUGAAAGACGUCCUGUAAAGAACUGAAUGACCUGUUUUAUCUGCGUGCACUUUAUCUCUGCCUGGUCUUCAGUAUUCCUUUUAGACUGUAUUAUGCUUAAAUCCAUGUGUCUGUAAACCACUGUGUAAGAAUAUGCUGUAUCUUCUUUUCAUCUGUUUAAAUAAUAACCCGAAGUUUUACCAAAUGGAUCUUUCCAGUCUUACUGCACAGGUCACUCUAAGUUUCCUCUUAUUCUUAAGUAAACAGAUACUGAGAUGUUACUUUUGUGAAAUAAAACUUCUGCCUAC
Messenger RNA from Cygnus olor (mute swan), 1982 nucleotides. RefSeq names its product coiled-coil domain containing 82 (gene CCDC82). Bases 273 to 1679 code for a protein of 468 amino acids. NCBI's taxonomy places the organism in Eukaryota, Metazoa, Chordata, Aves, Anseriformes, Anatidae. The transcript has 8 exons. The record is from RefSeq and is a predicted model, not a curated record. Gene Ontology annotation, cellular component: nucleus.